CUGACCAUCACCCAUUUCCCUCCCUGUUCUCAAAACGGAUAAUAAUCAGCAUGGCCUCUCGUCUCCUGUCACCUACCGCCGCCACCACAGCCACCGGAACGCCAUCCAUUACACACCAAUCUCUAUUUAUCUCCUCUAAAGUCCCUUUCCCCACUUUCCGUUCCAAAGUUCACAGACCAAUCACCAAACUUCACGUCUCCUCUCCAGCAAAUAAACCCAUCACCGGCACAACAACUCCGUCAAAAAAACCCAGCGAAGAAACCAUCUUUUUCGACGGGGGAGCUCACUACGGCGACCUAUUAGCGAAUCUGCUUCUGGGUUUUACACUUCUUUGGUUACCGUUAACUUUAGCGGCAGUUUCAAGGGCGUUUUAUCUAAGAUACAGGUUUACGAACCUGCGGGUGACGGUGAUUUCGGGACUGACGGGGCAAGAUAGGAGCGAUUUCUCUUACAAGGUGAUAAAGGAUGUGCAAGUAGUGCCAAGAUUUAUAGGUGAAUGGGGUGAUGUUGUAAUUACAUUGAAAGAUGGGACUAAAGUGGAUUUAAGGAGUGUGCCUAAGUUUAGAGAGAUUGCCAAAUAUUGCCUUGCUAUGGCUGAAAAGCCUGUCGUUUUGAAGGAGAGUGGACCUAAAGGGUUUUAAGAAUUAUGUUUCUCUUUCUUUUGGAAGGCCCGCCAGACAAGCUUGUGAAGAGAAGACUUUAUUUAAAGGGCUUUAGGCCCGGAGAAAUGGCCCAAAAUAGGUCGUUCGUUGAUGUCACUGGAUAACUAGUGAAAUUACAAGUCUUGAAUCUUGAUGUCUGUUUUGUGCAUGAGAAAGUUUUAAAGGGCAAAAUCCUUAAAUGGUCUGGUCUUUCUUCCACACGGAUGUGGAAUGUCUUAGGCGUUGAGCAUGUGUACCGUAAAAUGCUCAUUUUUCAACAGGAUCCGACCCGACCCGAAUCUAACAGAUAGCUUUCAGUCCAUUUAUAAAUGGGGGCGAGUAUUGAUAUCUACUGAUCUACGAGCUAAUCCGAAUCCAAUCUAAUUAAUUUUCUAUUUUUUAUAUAAUAAGUAGGAUUUUUUUAGUGAUAUUUUAUGUAUAUUAACUAGACCCCAACCGAUCUGAAUUUGAACCGGAUAAACUGAUCUAAUUUGAGGUGGAGGCCAAUGGAUUUUUUUU
This is a messenger RNA of Jatropha curcas, 1160 nucleotides long. Its product is annotated as NAD(P)-linked oxidoreductase superfamily protein. Lineage: Eukaryota; Viridiplantae; Streptophyta; Magnoliopsida; Malpighiales; Euphorbiaceae. The record is from RefSeq and is a predicted model, not a curated record.